Molecule: messenger RNA, 3365 nt
Organism: Penaeus chinensis
Lineage: Eukaryota; Metazoa; Arthropoda; Malacostraca; Decapoda; Penaeidae
Exons: 6
Coding region: 528-2348 (606 amino acids)
Cellular component (GO): extracellular region
Molecular function (GO): chitin binding
Source: RefSeq, a predicted model, not a curated record
CCGUUCGCGCACACGCCGCUCGCCUCGUCGUCCCGGCCCACCACGUGCCCGCGCGACCUGCCACGGCACGCGCUCGCAGCCACACGCCCUCUCAGCAGCAGGGCUAUUUGUCGGAAUAAAUAAAAUACUUGCUGUGUCUGCCUUUAAAGGCACUGACUAAUUGCUGUGGAAAAUAACUUGCUGUAGUGUAACUGGAACAACUGAGAGGGGAAACGUUAUUCAGAUUUGAGAUUCGCAACCUCAAAGCAUUACUAUUCUCUAAAAGCCGCCUAUACCACUUGCAAACGUGAAACCCCAAGUAACUAUACCAAAAGCCAUCAUAUAAGACUAUGCAAAAAGCUCAUAUUAUUCAUUACGAGUGAACCUUCCAAAUAUACAAAUAUAUUUACACAAUUCAUAGAUAAAACUAAAAAAAAUAAAAUCAAAAUGGCCAUAGGAGUGAAAUUACAAAGAUGAUUCCGCGUAUGGAAGUGUGACUCCAGACAGCCAGAGAAAAUCCGCCCUUCAUCAACGCCCAUCAACCGACCAUGACGCCCACGGCCGCCCACGCUUCCCAGGGAGCACCAGCCCUCCGCCUCGUGAUCUUAGUGGUGUGCGCGGCAACGACCAAUGGUCAGCAGGCGUUGCCCGGGGUCUUUCAACUCGGUGAUGCAGAGACAACUUUCAUGGACGCGGCGCAGAUGUUCGGAUUCGCCAACUUCGAGAGUCUAAAGAUCACCAGCGCCGAGGCAAGAACCGACUCCGCUCGAACGGCGGUCCUCCCUCCUCGCGACGGCGACUUCGCGGCGGCGAAGAGCGGGCGGCCGACCCAUGACCCAAUCGAUGACAUCAUCGCGGGAAAAGUGGCCGGCCACAACGACAGUGUGAAUGUAGUCCCGGAGACAGGGUCCGACCGCUCACACGCUCCGAUCUCGUCCGAGGCCGAUAAAAAGAGCAGGUCAGACUUAAAGAGCGCGCCCCCUGGCGCGGGCGGCCGGCAAGUUGACAAACGGGUUCUGGCGCGGAUUAUGAGGGAACAAUUCAACGAGUUUAAGCAGCGGCUCACGAGGAAGGCUAAGUCCCUCUCUCUCUCGGGACAGCAGGCCGAUGGCUUCAAAAGCGAAGCAGUUAUGGACGCGGCCGCCAUGAGCGCCACGGACAGACCCUCGGCUGUCGCAUCGGCAGAACCGCCGUCCCGUGUCCUGGUGGGCGAAGUGGUGCCCAAGGCGGCGCGGCGGGCCGGCGAGGAGCCCAGUGGCGUCAGGUCCGGCCUGCUGCGUCAGGACGCUCACCCCAUCCCCGUCACCUUCACCUCCCUACCCGGAUUCCCAUCCGUCCCUCGCGCGUCCGGCACCGGGGUGGCGUCCGUGGCCACGGGAGCUACGGCCCAGGCAUCUGCUGACCCCUCUACUUCGCCUGCGGGAGGAAGAGGCCGCGCCCCGUCCGUCAUGAUCGACUCCCUCUUCGGCGGGGGCGAGCGGGGGUCGGGCAUCCGGGGCGCAGGCUUCAGCCGCGUCCCCGGCGUCCCCGGGCCCAGGAGGCUCCCGGGCGUCAGAGGCACAACCACCACCAGGACUUCCUCCAGCCCCCCCGACCUCAUGUCCAUCCUCCAGACGCGCCUCAUAGGAGGUGUUCGCAGCGUCCCUAGCGGGGCGUCAGGCGGCGCCCCAGCUACAGUGACAGGCGGCGGGGGCGUCCUGAUGGCAGGCGACUCCAUGCUGCUUCAGUUCGACCCGUCCAUCGUGGUCAACUUCCUCACGCUCGUCGCCCUCACGCAGCAACAGCAACGACGAGGCGGAGGCGAAGGGUCGCCGCAGGGGCAGAGGAACGCCUCGCCGGCAGGAGGGCCGACCAUCGCCGUUGCCUCGCCGGCUUCGGAUGGGGAGUUCGGGCCCUUCAGUGACGGCGCCGACCCAUCUGCAGGAGUGGAUCCUUCAACCAUCUUGCUGCCCCCCAUGCUGCGUCAGACGCUCUACUCUUACCUGCUGCCUCGCUUGGCAUCGCUCAGUGCCCUGGUGGAGACAGUGCCAGGAGUGCCUGGCCUCGACUACCCGAUUAUAGGCACCGUUCCCUAUACCAACUUCUACUGCUCGAACAUGCCCUGGCCAGGAUUCUACGCCGACACGGAGGCUAGGUGUCAGUCGUGGCACUACUGCGACCUGGACGGGCGCCAGGCGUCGUUCCUGUGCCCGAACGGCACGGUGUUCAACCAGGCCUUCUUCGUGUGCGACUGGUGGUACAACUUCGACUGCGAGUCUGCGCCGUACCUGUACUCCCUGAACGAGCGGGUGUUCGCGCUGCCCGAGGUGGACGAGACGGCGCCGCACCGCACCCUCACCGCCGAGAUGCUGGAGACCAUCUUCCUGUGACCUCCCCCUUGACCUCGCCCGCUCGCGCCGCUCCUUCAGUCGGGCCAGAGAAGAGAGACAGGCAGAAACCAUCAAACCACAAGAACCAGACCACUCCCCCUCCAGCCUCCACCUCGGCAGGCAAGCAAGGAAAAGAAAAAAAAGCAUCUCCAAGCAGCCCAAAGGCCACGCCCCUCCGUGAGAAAAGAAGGGCAGAGUGACAGCAUCAUCCUUGAGAGCCACGGAAGGCCGCCGCUGCCUGCCCGGUCAGCGGCUCUCCCGCGCCGCAGUUAUAGCCGGGCGUCGCUCUCCGACUCCCUUUUAUUCUCUGCCUGCCUCCUUCCUAUGGACGUCCAUCUAUCAGACUUCCCUAAAUUGCGCGAUGCCACACGCGUAUUUUUGGCUGGAGUGUUACCAAGUGGGUUCUGAAAUAUUACGAAGUGCUCUCUAAAACAUUGUCUAUGGAAAUAUAGGAGAAAAAACUGUUACCAAAUGCCGAGAAGUAUUCUGUUAGCAUUCAGUGCACUGAAAUUCAGACUAAUGUUUUCGAGUUACGAAAUGUGCUUUACAAAACCAGUUUCCGACUAGUGCAAUAAUCGAACUAAGAAGUGGUGUUACCAACAGCUCUGAAACGAAGUUACCAAGGGUUCUCAACAGGUUCAGUGUUACCAACGACUCUCCGUUCCUCCCGCGACUCGAGCAUCAGCAAGUGUUGGCCCACAAUAGUAUUACAAGACAAAUGGCGCCUGUUUCCACAGGCCGUUACUCAAUGUACAUGAGUAAAGAACGUUAUAGUGUCGCGUAAUGUACAGUGAGGAACGCUAACAUAAUAAUGGCCGAUGAAGCCUUUGAUGUGCGAAUAAAAAGGAUGGUGAAGUAGCCAGUUAUGAAGCCACGCCCUCGAGGUUAACAACAUAGGCUUACGUCGCUGAUCCUUUGCUUCCUUCCAUCGAGUUUGAGCUUAACCUCCAAGCGGCCCUCUCGCCGUCUUCGUCCUCUUGUCUUCAUCCUUUUUAAAGUUAAAAGAAAUCCAUCCGA